AUGCUGACCCUGGUGGCCGGGGGGGUGGUGUUCCCUGGACUCUUCCUUCUCUCCAAGAACACGCUGCAGCGGCUGCCCCAGCUGCGCUGGGAGGAGGCCGACGCGGUCAUUGUCUCCGCCAGGCUGGUGUCCUCUGUCCAGGCUGUCAUGGCCUCCACCGCCGGCUACAUCGUGUCCACCUCCUGCAAGCACAUCAUUGACGACCAACACUGGCUCUCCUCCGCCUACACACAGUUCGCAGUGCCCUACUUCAUCUAUGACAUCUACGCCAUGUUCCUCUGCCACUGGCACAAGCACCAGGUCAAGGGGCACGGAGGGGACGAGGGCGAGGCCCGCGGCCCGGGCAGCACGUGGGCCGUGGCGCGCGGCUACCUGCACAAGGAGUUCCUCAUGGUGCUGCACCACGCCGUCAUGGUGCUGGUGUGCUUCCCGCUCUCCGUGGUGUGGCGUCAGGGCAAGGGGGACUACUUUCUGGGCUGCCUGCUGAUGGCCGAGGUCAGCACGCCCUUCGUCUGCCUCGGCAAGAUCCUCAUCCAGUACAAGCAGCAGCACACGCUGCUGCACAAGGUGAACGGCGCCCUGAUGCUGCUCAGCUUCCUGUGCUGCCGGGUGCUGCUCUUCCCCUACCUGUACUGGGCCUACGGGCGCCACGCCGGCCUGCCGCUGCUCGCCGUGCCCCGCGCGCUCCCCGCGCACGUCAACCUGGGCGCCGCGCUGCUGCUCGCGCCGCAGCUCUACUGGUUCUUCCUCAUCUGCCGCGGCGCCUUCCGCCUCUUCCGGCCCCGCCGCUCCCCGGCGCCCUCGCCCCCGCCGGCCCGGGACUGA
Molecule: messenger RNA, 825 nt
Organism: Pipistrellus nathusii (Nathusius's pipistrelle)
Lineage: Eukaryota; Metazoa; Chordata; Mammalia; Chiroptera; Vespertilionidae
Source: the annotation of a GenBank genome assembly